This is a messenger RNA of Sinocyclocheilus grahami, 2216 nucleotides long. Its product is annotated as protein tyrosine phosphatase type IVA 3-like. The transcript has 7 exons. NCBI's taxonomy places the organism in Eukaryota, Metazoa, Chordata, Actinopteri, Cypriniformes, Cyprinidae. The coding region runs from base 721 to 1242 and encodes 173 amino acids. The record is from RefSeq and is a predicted model, not a curated record. Gene Ontology annotation, biological process: protein dephosphorylation.
CAACAGAGCACCUGGAAACACACUGCACUAGUGGGCAGAGAGACCUGUCCAGCCUUCCAGCUUUAUGUAAAAGGAUUUGGCUCAAGAUGUGCUAAGCCCUCAACAAGAGUGUCAGGGUAACUAAAAGGGUUGCACUGGCAGUCUGUGAGCCCUGGACUUAAUCCUGAGUGGGACGCAGCCUGUCUCAAAGCUUUCUCCUCCAGUUUCUUGUUCGUUAAUGGAGUUCCGGCAGGGCAGCGGCGAUUACUGCCACGCCCAACAUCGCAACGCUUGAUCACGGGUGGAUAUACCCGAAAUCUGCCACUGAAUGUCCAGAGAAACGCUUUCUGUGCUUUUCUCUUGCUGGUCUUUCUGAAUGACCACUUUGCUGUGCGCCAAAUGGGUUAAUUGCCAUCGCAGCACCUGGCAUUUAGCUACCGGACACUGUUCCACCCGUCUAGUUGCCCGGCAGAUUAUCCCUAUAAAGAGGAAGAGGCAGAUUUGUUGGAAGAGGAAGACUUUUGUGGUUUCUAAUUUCCCAGAAAGGCAGCUUUCAAUUUUAUAUACUGACUAGUAGUGAUUUAUCGUAGAGGAUCCUGCAAGUCCUUGACACCUUCACUGUGAUAGUGAAUCUGCUGUAGCACUGUUCUAGAUCAGAGUAGUGCCGUACUGUGAGUGGAGCUCUGUGGAUCCUAGCUCGGAGUGGGUGUUCUGUUUUCUGUAGUGUGGAGGGACACCAGCAUGACCAGGAUGAACCGUCCGGCUCCUGUCGAGGUCUGCUACAAAAACAUGCGCUUCCUUAUCACGCACAACCCAACCAAUGCAUCACUAAGCAGCUUCAUUGAGGAUCUGAAGAAGUAUGGGGCAACAACAGUGGUGCGUGUGUGUGAAAUCACCUAUGAUAAGACACCACUGGAAAAGGAUGGAAUUACUGUCAUGGAUUGGCCUUUCGAUGACGGCGCACCUCCUCCUACCAAGAUCGUGGAUGACUGGCUGAGUCUGCUGAAGAAUAAGUUCUGUGAAGAUCCAGGCUGCUGUGUGGCUGUGCAUUGUGUGGCCGGACUGGGCCGGGCUCCAGUGCUGGUGGCUCUGGCACUUAUAGAGAGCGGAAUGAAAUAUGAGGACGCCAUUCAGUUGAUUAGACAGAAACGUCGGGGCGCCAUCAACAGCAAGCAGCUGACGUACCUGGAGAAGUACCGCCCCAAACAGAGACUGCGUUUCAAAGACCCACACAACCACAAAAGCAAGUGCUGCCUCAUGUGAUCCAGUCUCACCAGCCUGCCACUGAAGGAACCAGUCACUCAUGGACUAAACCAGACUAGAAUUACCAAUCUAGUGCAUUUGAACAUUUCAGGAAGGGAAUUCAACCCCCUUUUAGUGUAUAUGUCAGACCCCCGCACACAGGGUCUUCACCAGCUCAGGGCUGUGAAAGACGAUCCUCUUGAAUUUUGUCUUUACACACAAAUCCCCCCCCCCCACCCUCAUCCUCAUCCUCAGCUACCACCCAUCACACUGUACCAGCAGCACGCAAUCCAAAGAUGAUCAUGGCCACCGGCCACCUGCUCAUAGAACAGAAUCACUGUUGUUAUGCUCACGCUUUCGUAUGAAACUGCUUGACUACCCUGUUCUUUCCCUCUCUUGAAAUUUAGAAGUUUCUGAAUGCAUGUCGCCGUACUUAUUUGAAGAUGUGAGUGAGUGGUUUAACCUAGCCCUUUUUUUCUACUUUGAAUCAUGAAUCUACUCUGGGAUUCAAGUUUGUUGCACCACUGGCUGCUUGGUUUUUGGUUUUUGGAUGUUUUAGCUGCUUUGAAAUCACGUUGAAGCUCAUAAAAAAGAAAUCCAGCUAAUCUGACACCUUGCUGUGCCACAGUAUCGCAGCAGUGAACUGAGAGAAAUCCAUGAGUGAGCACACUUGUAGAUCAGUAGUUCUGUUUUAAUUUAACACAGCAGCCACAAGAGGGAGACCUCACACUAUGUACUUCACAUGUAAAAUCGUGUGCUGCGUACAAGUACAGCAUUUUUGAAUUGCCAGUUUUAUUUAUUUUUUGCUGUUUACACUCAGUGCUCAUGCGAGGCUGUUUAGUUGUAUUGUGGACACUUACUGUGGAAUUACAAAAUGAACUUUUCAAAGUGAGGCUUAAAAUAUUUAGUCUUGUCCGUAUAGUAGGAAAUGAAAUCUGGAAUCACAGGAAUCAAUCUGCCCAACUAGUGGUGAUAUAGACACCAGUGAAGAUGAA